Rhipicephalus microplus (southern cattle tick) is the source of this 477-nucleotide messenger RNA. RefSeq lists its product as uncharacterized. Lineage: Eukaryota; Metazoa; Arthropoda; Arachnida; Ixodida; Ixodidae. The record is from RefSeq and is a predicted model, not a curated record.
UCAGUUUACAUUCGCCGCCCCAUGGAGAUGAAGAGCAUCGCUGCAUUGCUCCUGUGUGCCGCCUGCUGCUACGGUUACGUCGCAGUAGCCCCAGCGAAAAUGGAUGGAGACGACUGCCUGCACGAGCAGCUGAAGAUCAAGAACAACAAGACUUUGCACAGUGAGCAUCCAUGCGAGUCCUUUCAUUGUGACGCCCGUCACAAAGUGGUCUACGUCGAAGGGUGCAUCGCUGUUGGUUUGCCACAUGCCGGCUGUCAUGUAACGCACGGAGCUGGUCCAUUUCCCGCCUGCUGCAAUAAGAUCGUCUGCCACCCCGAUGAGCCGUCGAUGGUACAUUCUGCGCUUGCAGAGAAUUCUGCUAAGCACACGUGAAUCUCUUUCUUGUACGCACCAGUGGCACUUACAUCUCAAAAUGACACCGUAAAAUGCACUCAUUCAUGCGGGUGGUGAUGAAAAUAAAAACACUUUUACCAAGUA